Pseudoliparis swirei is the source of this 2288-nucleotide messenger RNA. It is a transcript of the gene mbtd1, whose product is annotated as mbt domain containing 1. Lineage: Eukaryota; Metazoa; Chordata; Actinopteri; Perciformes; Liparidae. Gene Ontology annotation, molecular function: zinc ion binding. The record is from RefSeq and is a predicted model, not a curated record. Gene Ontology annotation, biological process: regulation of DNA-templated transcription. The transcript is spliced from 17 exons. Bases 120 to 2225 code for a protein of 701 amino acids. Gene Ontology annotation, cellular component: nucleus.
CUUUGGUAGUAUUCAUUUAGACUUUGGUAUUUUUCAAAGCUAACAUUUAUCCCCGGCGCAGGGGUUUACUUUGCACCGGGUGACCCAGUUACCAAGACCGUUAUCUAUAUGAAGGGCUGAUGGAGGACACCAGGGAUUUGGCGGAACGCACCCCACGUUUAGAGCGCAAGCGGAGAGACUCCUUCGGGAUGUUUGAUGGCUACGACAGCUGCAGCGAGGAGUCUACCAGCAGCUCCAGCUCAGAAGACAGCGAGGAUGAGGUGGUGCCUUCCAUCCCCGCCAGCCUGCCCAUCAUCAAGAACAAUGGUCAAGUCUACACGUACCCCGACGGCAAGGCGGGAAUGGCCACGUGUGAGAUGUGUGGGAUGGUUGGAGUGCGAGAUGCCUUUUACUCCAAAACCAAGCGCUUCUGCAGCGUGUCCUGCUCUCGGAGUUAUUCCUCAAAUUCCAAAAAGGCCAGCAUCUUGGCAAGACUCCAGGGCAAACCCCCAACAAAAAAAGCAAAAGUCUUACAGAAACAGCCUCUCAUGGCAAAGUUGGCUGCCUACGCCCAGUACCAAGCCAGCCAGAACCAGGCCAAAUCAAAAGCCGUGGUCCCCGCAGAGAGCUUCGACUGGGGUCGGUACAUCUGUAGCAAUAACACGAUCGGAGCUCCAGUCAGCUGCUUCAAGCAUGCCCCUAUGGGGACGUGCUGGGGAGACAUAGAAGAAGGAGUGAGGAUCGAAGUGACCAACUCCGAUACCAACCUCUCCACCAAGGUGUACUGGAUCGCAGAAAUCAUUAAGCUAGCAGGGUUCAAGGCUCUCCUGCGGUACGAGGGCUUCGACCACGACACCAGUAAGGACUUCUGGUGGGACCUCUGCGUCCCCGAGGUGCACCCGGUGGGAUGGUGCGCGUCGAGCAGCAAACCCCUCGUACCUCCCAAAAGCAUACAACAUAAGUACUCUAACUGGAAAGCCUUUCUUGUGAAGCGUCUCACUGGAGCUAAAACACUGCCACCUGACUUUAAUGCCAAGGUACACGAGAACCUGCAGUUCCCCUUUAAGAAGCUGAUGCGCGUGGAGGUGGUGGACAAGAACUACCUGUGCCGGACACGGGUGGCGCUGGUGGAGCAGGUGAUCGGGGGUCGCCUCCGGCUGGUCUACGAGGAGAGCCAGGACGGGUCGGACGACUUCUGGUGUCACAUGUACAGCCCGCUCAUCCACAACAUCGGCUGGUCGCGCAGCAUCGGGCACCGCUUCAAGAGAUCUGAUUUCACAAAGAAGAUCGAGGGUCAGGCCGAUGCUCCUGCGCCGUACUUCCAGAAGGUGAAAGAUGUGGACCAGAGCGGGGACUGGUUCAAAGACGGGAUGAAGUUGGAAGCCAUUGAUCCCCUCAACCUCUCAGCUAUAUGUGUAGCCACUGUACGGAAGGUGUUGGCAGACGGGUACCUCAUGAUCGGGAUCGACGGCUCGGAGGCGGUGGAUGGAUCAGACUGGUUCUGCUACCACGGCAACUCCCCGUCCAUCUACCCCGUCGGCUUCUGUGAAAUCAACGACAUCGAACUCACGCCCCCCAGAGGGUACACCAAACUGCCAUUUAAAUGGUUCGACUACCUCAGAGAAACCGGUUCCAUAGCCGCUCCCGUCAAGUUCUUUAACAAGGAGGUUCCCAACCACGGUUUCCGGCGGGGCAUGAAGCUGGAGGCCGUGGACCUGAUGGAGCCGCGGCUGGUGUGCGUCGCCACGGUGACGAGGAUCGUGCACCGGCUGCUGAGGAUCCACUUCGACGGCUGGGAGGACGAGUACGACCAGUGGGUGGACUGCGAGUCGCCCGACCUCUACCCCGUGGGCUGGUGUCAGCUGACGGGCUACCAGCUGCAGCCCCCCGCCUCGCAGAGUAACAGAGAGAUGCCUCAAUCUGUUCCCAAGCAGAAGAAAAAGUCCCAACAGUACAAAGGCCAAAAGAAAAAGCGGAAGCUUCCGGUUGGUCGGCGGCCCUUCAGUCAGGCAGGCAGGAGGCGAAGCAGCUUCUCUGGGGACGAAGAGCAGAGCCCUCCCCCUUACCCCGCCCAGGGCCCCUCCAGGCCCCGCCCCCGAACCCACCUCCACCAAACCCACAAAUCAGAGUCUCUUCUGAGGAUGAAGGAGGAGGCGACGGAGGUGGAUGAGUUCACCUUCUCCCAGGGCACCUCAGACCAGGAGAGCAACGGCUCGGGCAGCUACUACAUCAAACAGGAGCCCUGAGGUCCGGACGGAGCGGGACCCCCAACACACCAACCAACGGGACAAGACCAAUGCACCCCCCCC